This is a messenger RNA of Mesorhabditis belari, 591 nucleotides long. The record is from the annotation of a GenBank genome assembly. NCBI's taxonomy places the organism in Eukaryota, Metazoa, Nematoda, Chromadorea, Rhabditida, Rhabditidae.
AUGCAAGAGGGCCGAACGAAGAGGCCCCCUACCCCCGCACGGACAAAUUGGAUAAGGCGAGCUGUGAAACCUCCUAAUAACACGAGCCCCACCUCGCGCUGUCGGAGAAGAUUUACGGCGCGCUACGUUGAGCACGCGCCAGAGCACGCAAAAAUCUCGGCAUGGAAAGCCGGGAAUCUACUUUUCUCUAAUUUCUACUCGUUUGACAUACGAAAAUUGAUUGGUCAUCUCGGCAAGCGCAUUGUGGAGACCGUUACCGGUUGGAGAUUCGUUUGUAAGGUGGCUCAUAGCAUUUGUGAGCCCAUCAGACUUCGUUUGAUGGUCGCAAAAGCUGAAUCCCUGGAUCUGAACCCGCAAUCAUUGCGUGCCGCCCAAUCAUUCAAGCUUUCCUCGACGACCAAGACAUCAUGGAAGGUCAAGCGCGACGGUGAAGAGAGUGACGAUGAGGAAGAUCUCGAUGACGAUGACAUCUACCCACCGGCCGACCCAUUUUUCCUUUGCGCCUGUCAGCCGGGAACAUCGGGAACCCUUUGUGAAUUCAACCCCGACGAUUGCCCGUAUAAACAAAGAUUAAAAAUGGAGAUGAUGAAC